ACCCCCAUGUACUUCUUCCUCUCCAACCUGUCAUUGACUGACAUAUUUUUCAUUUCCACCACAGUCCCAAGAAUGAUUGUGAACAUUAUAACUCACAGAGCCAUCUCCUAUGUGGGUGGCCUGUCACAGGUGUUCUUUUUUAUCAUUUUUGGAUGUAUGGAUGGUAUGCUUCUGACUGUGAUGGCCUAUGACCGUUUUGUGGCCAUCUGUCACCCCCUGCAUUACUUAGUCAUCAUGAAUCCUCACCUCUGCAGCUUCUUAGUUUUUAUGUCUUUGUUGUUUAGCAUUUUUGUAUCCCAUAUUCACAUUCUGAUUGCAUUAGAAUUUACCAGCUUCACAGAGGUAGAGAUUUCUAAUUUCUUCUGUGACCCUGCUCAAGUUCUGAGUCUUUCCUGUUCUUACAGUUUCUUUGGUCUCAUUAUCAAGUAUUUUAUUGGUGCCAUCUAUGGUUUUUUCCCAGUCUCAGGGAUCCUUUUCUCUUACUAUAAAAUAGUUACCUCCAUUCUGAGGAUCCCAUCCUUGGGUGGGAAGUACAAGGCCUUCUCCAUUUGUGGGUCUCACCUGUCUGUUGUUUGCGUAUUUUAUGGAACAGGAAUUGGAGUCUACCUUGGUUCAGCUGAGUCAUCCUCCCCCAAGAAAGAUGUGGUGUCUUCAGUGAUGUACAGUGUGGUCACUCCCAUGCUGAACCCCUUCAUCUACAGCCUGAGGAAUGAGGACAUUAAAAGUACCCUAAGGUGGCUCCACAGUAGAAGAGUCUAA
Marmota flaviventris (yellow-bellied marmot) is the source of this 759-nucleotide messenger RNA. The record is from RefSeq and is a predicted model, not a curated record. NCBI's taxonomy places the organism in Eukaryota, Metazoa, Chordata, Mammalia, Rodentia, Sciuridae.